UCCUUUCUGUCUGUGGGCACAGAGGUCAGAAUUCAACCCAUGGGGAGGGCGGAGAGCGAUGGCUCCCAUCACGGAACUGUUGCGCCUGUCUCCCCUAUCUCUCCUCUUAAUUCUCCUGAUUCCUUGGAGGAGCUCUCUCUGUCUGACAGCCCCAAUCAAGCCCCCUUUACAGCUGUGCCAUUUGGCUCUGGCCCAGUGCCAAAUACUGGAGCCUUCUCCCAAAAAUUAGUCCAGGACGAGCCUCUGGGCGAAGAAGGGAGAAUGUUUGAAUGUAAAACUUGGGCUGACAACCUAAAUGUCAAAUCGGGCCUUGAUAUUGAUUAUCGUGAAGCUUCAAGAGGGCCAAGCAAAGAGGGCUUGAAGGCGGCUACCUACUCUCACAUAGAAAGCGAUAAUGUCCUGAGCUCUGUGUUUACCGCAAGGGUAGAUCUUGGGUCCAAGGUGGAUCAGGCGAGGUCGAUGCUCUGUGACGACAGUGGAGUUGCCUCCUCACCAGACGAGAAGCUAGGCAGUUCAGUGGGGUCUCAGGAGGACGGGAGAAUGGAUAGCGAUAAGGAAGGGUUUGAUAAAGUCUCGGGAUCAGGGGAAUCCGCUGGAUCCACUCCUACUCGGUCACCCAUAAACCAAAACCUUACCACUGAACCUUACAUUACAUAUGCCUCCUCUAACCCAACAGUGAAAUCAGAGGCAACGUACCUGGACUCAGAGGACAACAUCAAGGCAAAGGACACAUCGUCUCACAGCCUUUUCACUUCUAAAAUGUCUUGGUACGAAACCGAAUCGCUGACUAGUAAGGCUGACCCAGAAGAGGAUAGCUUCCUGCUUGAAAUUAAGAAUUCAGCCUCCACAAAGAAUCCUUUCCAGGGCUUUUCCCCCAUUAGCCAUUCUGGGGGUGGCUUUUCUCAGUAUGACGAGAUAGGGUCUGACAGUAGGGCAGUAAAGAUGUCUGAAAGCCCCACACCAGAUUUAGUGCAGUACGCACACGAUGACCUGCAAGAUGAUAUUCCAGCAAAGCACAUAGAAGAGGCACACUUUGACCUGGUUCACAAGGGCUCUGACUCUGUCAUGGACCCAUCCCAUCCCUCAGUACCUCUUUCAGCAUCUCCUAAGGAGCCUGAGGACUCCCCUGCCCAGCCUUCUCUUCCAGAUAUCCUAGAGUCCUCACCUUUAAGCUCCGGUAAGCAGGACUCUGACUUAUCAGAAGGAAGCUCUGAUUCCGAUCAUAGUCCAGUUCAGACAAUACGGAGAAAGACGCACCAUGUUCCCGUCACUCAUUCUGCAACGAACCCGUUUGCCUUUGAUGCCGACACCAAGAUUUCAGCGUUGAAGGACAAGACUGUGGAAACCGGAGCAAAGGGAGCAGAAAUGGCGGGACAUGCCAUUUUGCCAGGCCUCGACCAGACCUUUGGGUCAUUUGAUCUGGUGAAGGAAGUGGACAGACAUGAAUCUGCGCCGUACAUGAACCUGCAAACCAGCGUAGCGUCAAAAGCGGCUCCUGAAGAAUAUGACUCUGACAGCCCCAACACAGAUUCAUUGUCACCAGUUUUGGAAGCUAUGGCGAAAAAUCCAGCAAGUUUUCAAGUGGAGGCCGAGAGGAAGACUGAGGAGUCCCAAGUGCCACCAACCAAGCAGGCCAAGGAAUUUCUUGGAGGCAAAAUGAUUGUAGAUGAGCCAGAAGCAAGUGAAGAAGAAGGCUUUGAGCAGGAAGUCUCCUCAGAGGAGUUUGAGAUCAUAGAAAGACCCCCUAAGGGCAGCAUUGACGAGUUUGUAGAAAAACUGGAUCAUUCAAAGUUUGCAAAGGCACCAGAUAUGGGUGCAGAUGAGUAUGCUGAAGACGUGCUGUCUACUUUCAGCCAGGGAAAGGCAUUUGCAGACACAGGGUCAGAGUCCCGCAAAGCCGACUCACGCGAAAGCUCCUACACCCUGUUAUCCCAACCAUCGUCCACUGCUUCUCCUGAGAUGUUUGGCGCGGAGCUGGGAAACCCCUUCGCUCCCGUACGCCCAAUCAAAGAGGCCGCUCCUUCAUCGCAAACCCCUCUCACCCUCUUCACCGAAGAGGCGCCUAAGAAGGCCGCUCCAAGUCAAGAGAAGGGGGAGAAGAUUGAGGCCCUCCCCGAUGUGUCUACAGCCACAGGGCUGCCAGACCUGGGAAUGGAAGCAGUGGUGGACCUCCUGUACUGGCGGGAUGUGAAGAAGUCGGGCGUGGUGUUUGGGACCAGCCUGUUCCUGCUCCUCUCUCUCACCCUCUGCAGCAUCGUUAGCAUCUGCUCCUACGCCACCCUGGCCCUGCUCUCUGUCACCGUCACCUUCAGGAUAUACAAGGGCAUCCUGCAGGCCGUCCAGAAGUCUGAGGAGGGCCACCCCUUCAAGGCCGUUCUGGACCAGGAUGUGGCGCUGUCUCAGGACCUGGUUCACAAGUACAGUGACCUGGUUCUGGGCCGGAUCAACUACGCCCUGCGCGAACUGCGCCGCCUCUUUCUGGUGGAGGACCUGGUGGACUCCCUGAAGUUUGCUGUGCUGAUGUGGAUCCUUACCUACGUUGGUGCCUUGUUCAAUGGAUUAACUCUGCUUAUCCUGGGUCUGAUUUCUGCUUUCAGCUUGCCGGUUUUCUAUGAAAAAUACCAGACACAGAUUGACCAUUACUGUGGGCUGGUGAACAACCAAGUCAAAGAUAUUGUUGUAAAGAUCCAGGAUAAAGUUCCCGGGAUGAAGCGGAAGCCGGAGUGAGGAUGCACAGCUUGGGGGCGGGGCUGGGCUGAGUGGGUGGGCGGGGCUGGGCUGAGUGGGAGGAGCUAGGGGGUCAGCGCCAGUGACAUUGCAGUGUAAAAUUUCUUUCCAGUUUAGCAGCCAUUUAGUGUCAUUGAAAACUUAACUCUCCUUAACCUGUUAUUGGUUUUCCCGGCUCCAGUAUUUUAUACAGCACAUUAAAUUAGAUCUAAUUCUUAUUUAUCUUGUUUGAAACACUGGUUUGUAUUUACAAUGUUAAAAACAAACACAUACUGACACGUACAGAAACACAUGCAAACUCACAUUACACACAUUACACACACACACACACACUCACACAGGAGCCAAUAUGAUUUGAGAAAUUAGCAGGGACCUGUUUGGGUUUGUUUUAUGUUAAGGGAAAUUAUGGUGGAGGUGGAGUUGGUUGUUUUCUUGUGUUUUACCCACGGUUUGUAUGAUCUCAUGAGGACUGGUGGUGUUUUAUAUCAUUUUUUAUUUUAAAAGAGGGACUAAACUUACAAGAUGAGAUGGUACCAUCGUGGCAAAAAAAAGUAUAGAUUUUUUGGUAUGAUAAAAAUAAAGUAGUGCUAUUGUGAUUUUACCGUUUUAUCGAUUGACUCUGACUACGUAGUGGUUCACUAAGACCUUCUAGCUUUCUUGGUGUUCUGGAGCUGAUCUCUGAAUAGCUCCUUGGCACCUCGUGCUUUUCUGUAUUUCUAGACACAUUUAGCAUUUUUAAGAGGGGGAAAAAGUGCAAACAUUUUACUGUGAUCGUUGUUUUCAUCUCAUUGCCGCUGCCUAGUCGAAAACUCUGGAGGAACACGUUUACAAAUCGACUUUAAAAGAAAAAAAAAAACAAGAAAACCCCCCCCGCUCUUUGUUCUCUGUGGGCCAAUAAUCUUCAGCCGCAAAAACUAUGUAACCUGGAAACUUCAAGCAUUUGUUUGUUAUGCAAGUUAAUUGUGAAUGAAACUUCAUGCAAUUGUGCUGAAUUCUGCUCAGAACUCUGUGGAAUGCAUUGUGAAAUGUAAUAAACAAAUACAAAUAAAGCUUAUAGACGAA
This is a messenger RNA of Anguilla rostrata (American eel), 3789 nucleotides long. It is a transcript of the gene rtn4a, whose product is annotated as reticulon 4a. Gene Ontology annotation, cellular component: postsynaptic density; neuron projection; endoplasmic reticulum membrane. Lineage: Eukaryota; Metazoa; Chordata; Actinopteri; Anguilliformes; Anguillidae. The record is from RefSeq and is a predicted model, not a curated record. Gene Ontology annotation, biological process: neuron differentiation; endoplasmic reticulum tubular network formation; brain development. The transcript is spliced from 7 exons. The coding region runs from base 40 to 2727 and encodes 895 amino acids.